AUGUCCAUCCCCCGCGAGAAAUUCCUCUCCUCCGUCUGGCGCGAUGACAUUUUCAAAGACAAAGUCCUCUUCUGCACCGGCGGCGCGGGAACAAUCUGCUCCAUGCAAGUCCGCGCCUUCGUAGCCCUGGGAGGCAACGCCAUGAUCACCGGCCGCAAUCUGGAAAAGACCGAGAAGGGCGCCGCUGAUAUCGCGUCCGUCCGGCCUGGAGCCAAAGUCAUAGGUCUCGUGGCUGAUGUGAGGGAUAUCAAGGCCAUGGAAGCUGCAGCUGAGCGUUGUGCGAAGGAGUUGGGGAGUCUGGACUUUGCCAUCGCGGGCGCUGCGGGGAACUUCCUCGCUCCAAUGGCUCAACUCAGUUCCAAUGCUUUCAAGACGGUCAUGGAUAUCGAUGCUAUUGGAUCUUAUAACACGGCUAAAGCUACCCUGCCUCAUCUCUUAGCAAGCGCGAAACAGCACAAGAAUAUCAGUCCCGCCAGCCCAACAGGAACGGGAGGGAGGCUGAUUUUCAUCUCGGCUACUUUCCACUACAGAGGCCAACCACUCCAAGCGCACGUUCAGGCUGCCAAGGCGGCCGUGGAUCAGAUAUCCCACUCUGUCAGCAUCGAGUACGGUCCCUUUGGUAUCACGAGUAAUGUCAUCACUCCCGGCCCUAUCGCAGGCACGGAGGGUAUGGCGCGGCUUUCGGCGAGCGACGAGGCGAGUGUGAAGAGGAGUAAGAUGGGUGUUCCCGUGGGAAGAUGGGGCGAGGUCAAGGAGAUUAGUGAUGCGAUGGUUUAUCUUUUCUCCGAUGCGGGGAGUUAUGUUAAUGGGGCUACGCUUGUUGUUGAUGGUGGGGCGUGGAGGACAAGUGGGCCGGGCGGGGAGGGGAGUGCGUGGCGGUAUCCUGACUUCUUACUCGGUGGUGGAGAGGUCACUGGGGUUGGUGGCGGGAAGAAGGCUAAGCUUUGA
Messenger RNA from Recurvomyces mirabilis, 948 nucleotides. It is a transcript of the gene SPS19, whose product is annotated as peroxisomal 2 4-dienoyl-CoA reductase sps19. The record is from RefSeq and is a predicted model, not a curated record. Gene Ontology annotation, cellular component: peroxisome. Bases 1 to 948 code for a protein of 315 amino acids. The transcript has a single exon. Gene Ontology annotation, biological process: fatty acid catabolic process. Lineage: Eukaryota; Fungi; Ascomycota; Dothideomycetes; Mycosphaerellales; Teratosphaeriaceae. Gene Ontology annotation, molecular function: 2,4-dienoyl-CoA reductase (NADPH) activity.